AUGCCAGCGAAAGGACAUUACAACCCUCACGUAUCGAUUAUUAAACAAAUCAUGAAUGAUGAUCGAUAUGAAAUUUCAAUGCCGAUCGCCAAUUUUUGGACAUCCAAUCUAACGAAAUGGGUUCAUGAUGAUUUUUCGAAUUUUAGAAUCAUUUCAAACACUCGGGAAGCAUUGGAUUCACAAGUUAAUCCAUCAACUGUUAAAUUUUAUUGUUACGGAGAUUGGAUGGCCGUCAAUGCUUCAGAGUUAUCGCCAUUCGAAAGAUUAAAGACCAUUUCAAUGCUUUCUGUGAACGCUUACAAUUUCUUGAUGGAAAGAUUUGAGAAUUUUCCAGAAGAAAGACCUGAUAUCAUUGUAUUAGAUAUGGUGGAUAUAUAUUUUGCAUAUUACGACAUGUUUCAGCAAUUGAAUAUCAAAUAUAAUCAUAGUGUGAAAUUGUUGACCAUUGCAACCUCUUUAACAGAUUUUUUGGAGACUGAUUAUUUUCCUCUCCAUCAUCCAAAUGUAUUUUGUGAGUUAAUUUGGGGACUAUUCACAGAUCACUUGGUUGGAAAAGCUUCCAUUCUUCAUCCUUAUUAUCAGUAUUUCAAGUCAAGACUUUGGAAAAGAUCUUUAGGAUCCAUGGCUUUAAGUUUCUUUACUAAAUAUGGCAUUUAUCCACUUGCUCGAUCCGUAUUUCACUUCAAUGGAAUUUGGAACAUUAGAACCAAAUACAAGAAGAAUUUGAUCUUUGGACCAUUCUCAAAACAAUGGUAUUAUGAAUUGGCAGCUCAGUAUCCAACACUAACACUGACCGUUCCAGGUGUGUUGGAACAAGUCGGGUUAAAGUCAUAUCCUCGUUUCUUUGAUGUAGGAUAUAGCUUACCCUUACAUCCAGAUACUCAAGACACUGAGUUAAAAGAAUGGCUUGAUUCCCUUGCUCGUCACAAUCACAAGGUCAUUUUCAUUAGUACGGGAAGUCAAUGGAAACUCAGUGAGGAAUCCAAUCGAAAAAUUAUUCGAGGCCUCUCAUUACUGUUGAAAACUCAUCGAGAUUGGCAUGCAUUGAUGAGAGUGGAGACCAAUCAGAUUGCUAAAUUGCAACAAGAAUUGGAAAGAGAUGUGGAAUGGAGAAAUAGAGUCAAUAUCACCGAUGCAUUCCUCCCUCAAUUAUUCAUUCUCAAUCAUAAGGCAGUUUCUUUGUUUGUGACCCAUUGUGGAUUUAACAGUGUCAGUGAAGGUCUGUUUUAUGGUAAACCCAUGAUUGGUAUUCCUAUCAUGGCCGAUCAAUUUGUCGUAUGUAAUCGAUUACAAGAUAAGGGAAUGGGUGAUUGGAUUUAUUCAAAAUGGAUUGAACCAGAAACAUUUAGUCAACUGAUUGAAACAACCUUAUUGAGUGAACAGAAGCAACAAAAGGUGGAAUGGGCCAAACGAUUGUAUCAGAAAUAUUCUGGCAAUCCAGACAAUAUUCAUCAAGUCAUUGAGUUUAAAAUGGAUUAUUUUGAUCAUCACACGACAUUGAUGGAUGAACAAACUGGAGGAAAUCCCAACGGAGGCAUAUCAUCAUCAUCGUCCUUUAAAAUAGCAACAACCUCUACUUCCACUUCCAUCAAUAAUCCAACCAUCAAUACCCAGCUCUCCAACAGACCUCCAUUUCCUCUGACACGUGGAAACAACAAUGGAUCUUCCAGCACUCAACUAAAUACACAAUUCAACCAAAGAACAAACACAACAACAAACCAUUUCCGUACGAGAAGCUUUGGGACGGGUACCCAAAACGAUCUUGACAACAUGAUGAUGUAUCAUCAACCACAACAAGCGUACAAUCGAUAUGGUCAGAACAUAUCCACUUCCUUUACACCUCCUGAUACAUUUGACUUGAUGGAUUACGAAUUAUUGUUGAUGCAACACAAGAAACACAUUGAACAGCAACAACAGCAACAAUCACAAGUCAAUGCAGGUGUCACCUCUCCCAACAAAUUCAAUCUUCAACUUCCAUUGGCAAAUAUGCCUUCCAACACAACAACAAAUGCGAAUACCACACCCCGGGGUGCUACAACGCCACGUGGAGGUACCACGACACCACGAGGUGCUACAACACCAAGACGAGAACGAACGGAUCAAAAUGCAACAGGAGAAGAGGGAGCUGUGAGCGAGGAAGAACCAGUGAGUCCUGCAGCAGCUGAUGAUGCUUCAACUCGUGGUGUUCCCCCCAAACUUAUUCAGCAACCACAACAGCAAAACAUGAACACUACCUCAUCAACAAAUCAAAAUGCUACUGAUUUACUUUUUCACAAAGUUACUCCCUCUUCUUCAAAUCAAGCAAAACCUAAACAACCACCUGUCACACAAAAUCUUGAUUCACUAUUGACAAUUGAGUUAAAACCAAGGAGAAAUCCAGCUCUUGGAAAUGGAAUGCUUCAAGAAUACAGACCUACCACGAGUCCUCUUGUGAGAUAUAUUGCUACCUUUGUUCCUCAUAAACGAGGAGGGGUGCAUAAGGUCAAUGUACCAAUACCUACCAUUUCUGCACAUAGCGGAUCUGGAUCAUCACUUACAUUUACACCAACUGAUUUAAUUCGAAAAGCUCUCGAGCUGUACAGGAGAGAAACUGAUUUAGAACCCAUUUCGAAUGAUGACAGAGCUUAUCAAUUGAGAGUUGCCGAGGAAGACGGACUUCCCGAUCUUAGUUGGCCAACAUUAACAAAGGACAAAACAGUUAUUGAACAAUUAGGAAAUGAAAAAUUAGUACUGGUCUAUGACCGAGACUUUCAACCAGUUUCAUCGAGUGGAUCGCUUGCAACUGACGACGAAAAUUCUUCAAAUAACAAAAAUAGGAAGGAACUCAAUAUUAAGUUCGGUGGUGAGGAAGUUUUCACUAAAUUCAAUUUGGAAGAUAUUCGAUUACAAGUAUAUUUACCUCCAACAAAUCAUUCAUGUACGACUCCUGUUUCUUCAAAUCCCAAUCCAAAUAUAUUUACAACAGGAAUGUCAGCCAAUACUCCUCGAAAUUAUUUCAAACUUGUACCAGUAUCUCCAGAAUUAUUGCUCAAAGAUUUGCAAAAAGUACUUUGCCAACGUUUUUCCUUGAAUCCCAAAAAGUAUACUUUACGUUAUAUUGGAAGAGACAAUGUAGAGAGAGAAAUUAGCAAAAAUCAUAGAGACAAAACAUUAUAUUCGUUAGGAAGUUUGAUUGAACGAGUAGUGCUUGUAAGAACGGCACCUUAUGAAAAUGAUUUUGAGUCAACACCUAACAAGGACCUUUCAGGAUCUCCAAGUCAAUCAAGCUUGGCUGGAGUCGGGUCACCACCUGCGUACGUCAUUCCAUUCAUGACACCCUAUGACAAUACCGAAAAUGUGUAUCAUGUUAUCAAGACAAACAAGUUUGGAUCAAGACAAGAGAGAAUUCUUAGCUUUGAUUCGGAAAAUAUUUAUAAUAGCAAGCCAGCUUCUACAUUUCUUGGCUUCCAAAGUAAUAGAUCCACAAAACAUCCAAAGAGACCAAUUACUAGUCUCAAAACUGUUGAAUGCGAUCCUGCCAAUCCAAAGUGUUUUACUUUAGCCUUUGAAGAUGAAACAUUAUAUUAUGAAGCCAGAACAGCUGUUGAGGCUGAAACUAUUGUAAAAAGACUUGAGCAUUUGUUGCUUGUGAAAAAUCAUCCAAUGUACAGAAGAAACCGAAAUUCAUUUUCUGCUGCUAGAGCUUUGUCUGAUUUAGCACCAAGAAGGUGA
Naegleria fowleri is the source of this 3711-nucleotide messenger RNA. RefSeq lists its product as uncharacterized. The record is from RefSeq and is a predicted model, not a curated record. Lineage: Eukaryota; Heterolobosea; Eutetramitea; Acrasida; Naegleriidae. The transcript is spliced from 3 exons. Bases 1 to 3711 code for a protein of 1236 amino acids. Gene Ontology annotation, molecular function: UDP-glycosyltransferase activity.